Cicer arietinum (chickpea) is the source of this 558-nucleotide messenger RNA. Its product is annotated as large ribosomal subunit protein eL38z/eL38y-like. Gene Ontology annotation, molecular function: structural constituent of ribosome. The record is from RefSeq and is a predicted model, not a curated record. Gene Ontology annotation, biological process: protein-RNA complex assembly; translation. Lineage: Eukaryota; Viridiplantae; Streptophyta; Magnoliopsida; Fabales; Fabaceae. Gene Ontology annotation, cellular component: ribosome; cytosolic large ribosomal subunit.
CUUCGUAUCAUUGAACUAAGAGAGAGACUAGGGUUAGGGUUUAUGAGUUGUGUUAUCUUGCUUUCAACAUUUACAUCAAUUUUUCCACUCGUUCCCACUUCGCACUCACUCUCGUUUCGAACAAUGCCUAAGCAAAUACACGAGAUUAAGGAUUUCCUUCUCACUGCUCGAAGGAAGGAUGCGAGGUCGGUGAAAAUCAAGAGGAGCAAGGAUGUGGUUAAGUUCAAGGUCAGGUGUUCCAAGUACCUUUACACACUCUGUGUUUUUGACGUAGAGAAAGCUGAUAAAUUGAAGCAAUCACUUCCUCCAGGUUUGAAUGUUCAAGACCUGUAAAGUAAAGGUACUGGGUGAGAAACCAAGAAGACUAGGAGAGGCCUUUGUUUCGUUCUUGUGAUAUUUGUUUCUCUGUAAUUGAAGUUUGAUAUUUUGAGUUGGUAUUGAAUCGAGGUCGUAGCUAGGAAAUGAUUUUGGUAAUGAAAAAUGAAAUAUUUUUAUAUCUUAUGGAAUAAUUUAUUGCCGCCUGACUUAAAGCUCGAAUUUAUCUUCUAUUUUAUUUUA